AUGCUUCUUCCUCCUACUGAACGCCGCGAGUCGGGAGCUAUCAUCCCUUCCGCAUCACAAACACAAACGAAUGCACAGCCUUCCAUCCCCAGGCCCGUUCGUGUCCCUGAUGGAACCCUUAGACUUAGAGGAGGUCCUGUCGAAGAUCGCCGUGUUAGAUGGGGUGCCGAUGUCAUUGACAACGAAGGAUUAGGAAGAAAGAAGUCUAAAGUAUGCUGCAUCUACCAUCGCCCAAGAGCCUACGAUGAGUCCUCAAGCGAUGAUAGCGAUUCCUCAUCCGACGAUGACAGCGACGCUAGCGAUCACCGACACGGAAAAGACUGCGGACACGGUUCGAUGAGGAAUUCCCGCUCAAAGGGGAAGGGAAAGCCCAGCAAGAGAGGACCAAGCCCAAAUGCCUACGAAAAGAUGCCCAAGACAAAGAAGAAGGCGUAA
Molecule: messenger RNA, 435 nt
Organism: Morchella importuna
Lineage: Eukaryota; Fungi; Ascomycota; Pezizomycetes; Pezizales; Morchellaceae
Exons: 2
Coding region: 1-435 (144 amino acids)
Cellular component (GO): nucleus
Molecular function (GO): protein phosphatase 1 binding; protein serine/threonine phosphatase inhibitor activity
Source: RefSeq, a predicted model, not a curated record